Molecule: messenger RNA, 2254 nt
Organism: Elaeis guineensis (African oil palm)
Lineage: Eukaryota; Viridiplantae; Streptophyta; Magnoliopsida; Arecales; Arecaceae
Source: RefSeq, a predicted model, not a curated record
UACUGCAAACUUAUCUGCAUUUCACGCGCCAACCAAAACCAAAGUAUGCUGCGCGCCUUUGUAACGCCCAAGAAUCUCGUCAUAUUCCUCCGCGCCACCACCUUCAUCUCCCGAGCCCGCCUCUCCUCCAUCGCUGGCGACCAAACCCCUGCUUGGAUGUCCUCCAACCAAAUAAUGCAACGCCACCCCCGCCUCCUUUCCCUUGAGACCUGCGACUCCCCGCGCCAGCUCCAACCCAUCCUCGCCUACGCCAUCGUCUCCGGCCUCUUCCGCAACCCCUUCGUCGCCAGCCGCGUCCUCCACUCCGCCGUCUCCUCCUCCUCAACACCCGACCUUUCCUUCGCCUCCCUGGUCUUCUCCCAGAUGGAAAAGCCAAACCUCUUCUCCUGGAACACCAUCAUCAGAGCCCUCGCCGCUUCUGAAGACCGCUCCCGGUCGGCCGCCUUCUCCGUGUAUGCCGAAAUGCUCCAGAGAGGAACUCUCCCAGAUAAGUACACCUUCCCUUUCUUGCUCAAGGCUUGCCGCUCUUCUCGUGAUCUCUAUUUGGGUAGAUCGGUCCAUGCUCAUGCCUUCGUUCUGGACUUUGAUGCUGAUCCAUUCGUGCAGACAGCAAUUGUGAGGAUGUACUUGUCAUGUGGGUCUCUAGGAGAUGCACGCAAGGCCUUCGAUGGAAUGCCCCAUAGAGAUGUUGUCGCGUGGACUGCGAUGGUCUCAGGUCUAGUCGAUCAAGGUUGCCAUUGGGAGGCAUUGGAGGUGCUUAAUGAGAUGAGGUUUAAUGAUUUGGAUGUCACUCCUAAUGUUGCUACGAUGGUCUCUGCCAUGUCGGCGUGUGCGAAUUUAGGGUCUUUGGUUCAUGCCAAGAGCUUGCAUGCAUAUGUAGAGAAGGUUGGCUUAGAAGGGGAUGUUUUCAUUAGGAAUUCAUUGAUCGACAUGUAUGCAAAGUGUGGGAGCAUUGCUCAUGCUGUUCAAGUGUUUCAUAGCAUGAGUGAGAGGGACUUGCAUUCUUGGACAGCCUUAAUUACUGGCUUGGCUUCACAUGGAUUUGGUAAAGAAGCUCUUGAUGUAUUCUCACAGAUGCAAGGGAUGGAUGUCGUGCCCGAUGCAACCACCUUUGUCGCAGUUCUUUCUGCUUGCAGCCAUGCAGGGUUGGCAAUUGAGGGGCUUGAGAUUUUUGACUCCAUGGAGAGGGUACAUGGAGUUGUGCCAGAGCUCAAGCAUUAUGGGUGCAUGGUGGAUCUUUUAAGUAGGGCAGGACUCGUGGGUUGUGCCUAUGAGCUUGUCUCAAGCAUGCACAUAGGACCCAACUUGGUGAUUCUGGGGGCUUUGUUGAGUGCAUGUAGAAUUCAUGGUGACUUAGAGAUAGCUGAACUUGUUUCAAAGAAAAUUGAGUCAAUCUGCAGGUACAAAGGAGGUACGCCUGUACUUUUAUCGAAUAUGUAUGCAAACAAACAACAAUGGAAUGAAGUAGCUUCAAUCAGGGAGAUGACAGGAAAGGAUGCAAGUAAGCCUCCAGGGUGGAGUUGGAUUGAAGUCAGAGGUGUCAUUCAUGAGUUCUUGGUCGAGGACAGAUCACAUCCACAUUAUAAGGAGAUGCAUUUGGUGCUGCAUGAGCUGGGGAAAUUGAUGGAAGAAUUUGUUUGAUAUAGGUUCCAUUUAUAAGACAAUAUCUCUGAUCUGAGUUUGUUUCAAAACAGUUUAGAUUAGAGUUUGAUGGUAAUCAAUCGAAUUCUGAUCGGUCGUCAUGCUGUUCGGCAUGGCUUAUGAACUAUAUUCUGGCUAAUCAAUCAGGGCACAAAUGAAAAUGGAGGAAUAUUCUUCUAAGGUAGUAAAUGAGUAGCCUUAUUUUUUUUCAGAUAACGCAAUUCACCGAGGACUUGAAACAAUGAUCACAAGUUUCAGUAGAAAUGGAUGGGGGAUGCAUUUGGAAGCAGUUAUAUUCGCUAAUUCUUUUUGGUCUUUGCAGAAGAGAAGGCAAAUUUGUAAUCGGAAACAAUCCAAAUUUUUCUAACAAAAAGAAGUCCUUGCAGAGGCAAAUACUCUGGAGCUCUCUAGUGGAAGACGGAGGGAUGUUGAUCGAUUGCAUCUUUCUAGAAUUUGAACGGUCCACUUGAUGAAAAGUGGGGAACAACCCAUGUAUAUAUUUUCUUCUAUUUUAUUUGUGUAUUCUGAAGUAAUAAGGGCUAAAUGCCUCCUAACAUUGUGAUAUUAGCGUUUUGUACAUACACUUUUGUGUGCAUUUUAUGUUAAUAAGGUU